AUGGCUUCUGCAUCGAAUCAAUCUCAGCAGCAACAACCAAUUAACUAUUCGGCUGAUGCUCAAACAACAACGCCGUCAAAUACAACAGCAAAGACUCCGGUUACUUUUGAUGAAGAUUUGUUUCUUUUUCUUCCUCGUCUUGGUGAUAUUCUGAAAAGUUUUGACAAAAACUCCACGGAAUUCAAAACUAAAUUAGAAGAUCUUCGAAAACAAUUCGAAGCUUGUCAAGACAUGGUGUCGCGAGUCGAAGGAAUCGAUACAACUCUCGACGAUCAACGUUCAGAACUCGACCGACUCGACAAUGAACUAAAAUCCAAGACUGACUUGCUCAAAAAACACAUCCAAAUGUGUAAAUUCGACUUAAACAUGCCACCUAAAGCACCACGAACGACAUCUGAAACAGAAGAAGACUUAGUGAGCAAUCCUCUAGAAAAUCCCUCCAAUGCAAUGAAUAUAAACGAUGAUGAUGAUGAACUUUUCCAUUCGGAUGAAAAUCCCAAUUCCCAACAAGAAACUCACAAUGAAAAUCUUUCUUCAUUUUUCCCCUAA
Messenger RNA from Adineta ricciae, 549 nucleotides. NCBI's taxonomy places the organism in Eukaryota, Metazoa, Rotifera, Eurotatoria, Adinetida, Adinetidae. The record is from the annotation of a GenBank genome assembly.